Molecule: messenger RNA, 2916 nt
Organism: Pimephales promelas (fathead minnow)
Lineage: Eukaryota; Metazoa; Chordata; Actinopteri; Cypriniformes; Leuciscidae
Gene: hsd20b2
Product: hydroxysteroid (20-beta) dehydrogenase 2
Cellular component (GO): endoplasmic reticulum
Molecular function (GO): oxidoreductase activity
Source: RefSeq, a predicted model, not a curated record
UCCCCAACCCUUAACUCUGGACCAUAUAUUUAGUGUAUAAGUGUGACACAAACGCGUAGUUGUAAAGAAGUAAGAUGGGAGACAUUUCAGAGAGCAGCUGUUCUUCAAUGGUGUUGUGUUGCAUUGGUUUCCUUACAGUUGUAUAUUUCCUGCUGAGGUGGUCUUGGCUGUGUUGGCACGGAUUCAAGGCGUACAUGAUCUCUGAGAUCUGGCAAACGGACUUGAGGACAUAUGGCCAGUGGGCUGUUGUAACUGGAGCGACAUCAGGGAUUGGUCGAGCAUAUGCUGAAGAGCUUGCCAAACGAGGAUUAAACAUUGUUCUGAUCAGUCGCUCAGAAGAAAAGCUUCGUAGCGUUGCCAAAGAAAUAGAGUCUCAGUACAAUCGACAGACACAUGUGAUUCAGACAGACUUUACAGAUGGCCAUUCCAUCUACCCAGUUAUCGCACAACAGCUAGUGGGGCUGGAGAUCGGAAUUCUGGUAAACAAUGUAGGUAUGAACUAUAUUGGGGUUCUGGCAAAUUUUCUGGAUGUUCCUAAUCCAGACCAGAGAAUCACACAGGUGAUAAACUGCAACAUGCUGUCUGUCACUCAGAUGUGCAGACUCAUUUUGCCAGGCAUGGUUGAAAGGGGAAAAGGCCUCAUUAUAAACAUAUCAUCAGAGGCUGCCUCUCAGCCUCAGCCAAUGGUGUCGGUGUAUUCUGCCACUAAGAUAUUUGUUACAUAUUUCUCUCGCAGUCUGCAUGCAGAAUACAGGUCAAGAGGAAUCACGGUUCAAUGUGUAGCCCCGUUUAUAGUCUCCACAAAUAUGACUCAUAACGUGCCGGUGAAUCCACUGGUAAAAAGUGCUGCUUCUUUUGCUAGAGAUGCUCUGAACACUGUAGGUUACACAACGUACACAAGUGGAUGUUUAACUCAUGCACUGCAGCACAUUGCUCUGUCCAUUUUUUUCCCGGGCUGGCUGCGUCUCACGUCCUUUUGUGUAAAACUCAUGGCAAAAUUCGCUCGUAAGAUUGAACCGAAAUUAAAGGAGAGGAUGGCACAGACAAACAACAAACAGGACUGACAAACCUGUGGACCACAGAGAUAACACACAACACACAAACAUAUGCCUAAUGAUAUUAAUAACUAUAAACAAACUGUUUCUACUGCAGUGACAGGUAAUCAGAUGCAGUGUAACAACAGUGACAAAUACACCCGCGUAUACUUUUUCUGUUAAGUUGGAACUUGGCAGGUCUAAGGUCUAUGUACAGUUAAUUCCAAUGUUUGUUUGUAUAGGAAACUGAAUCAGCAGUAUCAAACUGUGGGCCCUUUUUACAGAGUUCAAUGGCAUUUACACUUAGCUGGGUAAUAAAAAAAAAAAAAAAAAAAAAAAAAAAAAAAAAAAGGUCACUUACUGGUAGGCUUACUACGGCUGUCAUUAUUUGAUAAAAAAUACAGUAAAACAGUAAGAUUGUGAAAUAUUACAAUUUAUUAUAACUUUUCUAUUUGAAAAAAUGUUUUAAAUGUAAUUUAAAUGUUUUAAAUUCUUCAAAGCUGAAUUUUUACACCUUUAAACACAUUUACUGUGAGCUACAAGGUUGUAUAGGUUGUAAAUAAUCAUGUUUAACAGCAGAAUUCCAGGUGAAAAACUACAUUAGCCAUAAUGCUGUACAGAAAAUAACACCAAAGACGAACAAAGCAAAACGCUCCAAAUUAGCUCUCAAGCUCCGCCCACUUCCAUGAAGCACUGCAAUCUCUAUAUGCUCUCAAAAUACAAAAAUUUGUGUACAUAUGCAUAUUUUGCAAUAAAUGUAAAAUUUAUAUUUCUUCAUUUUUAAUUCCAUUACGCAGUUUGCAAUGCUUCAUGGGAUUGUAGUUCUUUCCCCUCACUAAAACCGUUGAGUACAGUCUUGUACCUUUUGUCUUUUUUUUUGAUUCUCAAAAACUUUUUUUUUUUUUGCUUCAAAUCAAAAUAUGCAGAUUCACCUCAUAGCUGAUUGGCUUUGUUCUUGGCUUAUGACUAUUUUAAAAUUUUAAAGUGUAAAACUUUUUUUCUAUAAUAGGCCUACUUCCUUGCUGCUGUUGUUUCUUUUUCUGUGUUCUAAAUUUUGAAAUAAGAAAAGAGCCAUUGGACAGGACUGGAACACAUUAACUACUUCAUAAUAGCUAGUUUAUACUGUAGUAGGCUAUUUAAAUACUUCAUGUAUUUAUUGCUUUUCCAUAAUGUGACAUGAACACACUCUAGGAUGGAAUAGAAUUAUAAUUUCAGCAUAAAGAAAGAGUCAAUGAGCGGAAAAGAUGACAAAUGUUUCUUUUAAUCAUUUAGUCUUCGGUUUACAAACACUACAUUCAGCCGCAUGAUUAAGCUAUUGCAUACACUGUACAGUGCUAAGAAGUUCUGGGUAAUUGUGCUACAUCCUAACUGAACUUCCUGUUGAGCUAAAAUUGUCAACCAAAGAUCAUGAUUGUAUACUGUGAUUGUAUGAAUGUAUUUUUGAAAGUAUAUUAAUGUUAAUGAUGUGCCUUAAUUUCUGAUUUCUAAAUAUUAUAUGUAAACUGGAUUGUGUAACGCAUUUUUUACAUACUCGAAGCACCAUAAAAACAUUUUUUAUAUAAUCAUGUUUACAGAAUGGAAUUACUUAUUUAGCAUAAGACCUCAAUUGUUGUACAGCUAUGAUAAAGGCCUGAUAUUCUUGGGCUUCUGCAUUGUUUUUUGUUAAUGAUAACAAACUAACACACGCGCAAAUAUGCAAAAUAUUCAAGUAUUAUUUAUAGCCAGUGUCCCUUUUCAGUUCCCAAAGACCAGCACAGACUCAACACAAACAUCAUCAUCAGCUCUGACCAAUCGGAAGCCAUUCACUCACCUCUCCCUUCAGCCAGUCAAAACAUUCAUAAGUGCAAAAAGCAUUUUAACUGUAAAAACGGCAAGAAACGCA